This is a messenger RNA of Gorilla gorilla gorilla (western lowland gorilla), 930 nucleotides long. RefSeq lists its product as uncharacterized. NCBI's taxonomy places the organism in Eukaryota, Metazoa, Chordata, Mammalia, Primates, Hominidae. The transcript is spliced from 3 exons. The record is from RefSeq and is a predicted model, not a curated record. The coding region runs from base 375 to 902 and encodes 175 amino acids.
CCUUCAGACGAAAUCCUUGGGACAGGCAAAACCAGGGGCAGGAUGUGAGAAACAGCCUCAGUCAUAGGCAACAGGGAAAAUGAUUAAUCUUGAACAAGGCAUUGACUGUGCAACUCCUCCACAAGAUAAAGAAUCAACAGGAAAGCCUAACACGACUUUCCAGUAACUGCCAAGUGUCCGAGAUGCAACAGCCCUGGUUGAGGCUUUGAAAGACAGUGAGCUGUGCCCGUGCCCCAUGCAGCUGUCUGGACAGCUUCCAAUCUGAGAGCUCUGUGUUCAUUUCUACCUUUGUGUUGAUUUAAUUUACAACCUGGGGCAAAUCUCCUGAGCUCAUUUCCUUGUCUAUUAAAUACAAGGUGUCUGAGACAUCUCCCAUGGAUUUGAGAAGGCUGUUGAGAAAACUACAGAGCAAACUUCUUUACUCUGCCUACAGCAAGCUCUGCAGGAUGGAUUUCAGUGUUCAGCGUCCCUGGACAUCUGCCUCUAAAACAAAUCUGCACCACAACGGAGGUGGCAUCAGUCAACACAAAGGGCUCAGAUCACAGCUGCCUUUGGGGAGAAUGACAAAAACUGUUCAGGGUUCCUGGGUAAUACGUAUCCAGUUUCUGCGCAUUCAGGGGAAGAGGAGCGUGGAGCAGAAGGAGAGUGGGAACAUGCAAGUCACUCUGAUGCCAUCAUUUAACUUUACAGCUCCGUUGUGCAAAGCUGUUUACAGAAAGGUUGGGGUGAAACUCUCCACUCCUGGUUUCAUACCAUUUGAAGUUCAGACCAGUGAGAUUUCCAUCAGUUGGGAGUUGAAGAUGCCACAAGGACAAGAACUGAGGAUGGUUUGCUCAGAGCUGAUUUUUAGACACCAUUUUCCAGGGAUCCCUGGUGACAGAGGGGCAUUUUUUUGUGGUUGAGUUCUGAAUUAAAAAGUUUCCUACUAUA